Molecule: messenger RNA, 771 nt
Organism: Juglans microcarpa x Juglans regia
Lineage: Eukaryota; Viridiplantae; Streptophyta; Magnoliopsida; Fagales; Juglandaceae
Product: brassinosteroid-responsive RING protein 1-like
Exons: 1
Coding region: 115-609 (164 amino acids)
Biological process (GO): protein ubiquitination
Molecular function (GO): ubiquitin protein ligase activity
Source: RefSeq, a predicted model, not a curated record
CCUCUCCCUCUUCCUCUCUCCCACUUCGUAUCUCUCUCUCUCUCUCUCUCUCGCUCUCUGCUUCAAAGAAUCCACGCGAACGAGCAUACUCUCUUUCUCUCUAUAGUCUAUUCCAUGGGUUUUCCGGUGGGCUAUACGGAGCUUCUUCUGCCGAAGCUCUUUAUCCACGCGCUUUCGGUUCUGGGUUUUCUCAGAAAGCUCAUCUCCACCCUGUUUCGCCAUCUGGGUCUCGCCGAUUUUCUGGAGCCCGACAUUGCGUGGCACGACGCACCGGCCCGAGUCCCCGAAUUCCACUCCAUGUCGGCGGUUCUUAUCCGGGAAAUCCUUCCUGUGGUGAGGUUCUCGGACCUGGUGGACCCGCCGGAGUCCUGCGCUGUCUGCCUCUACGAGUUCGAGCCGCAGGACGAGAUCCGACGGCUUACAAACUGCCGCCACAUCUUCCACAAGGGCUGCCUCGACCGCUGGAUGGGGUACGAGCAGAAGACGUGUCCCCUGUGCCGGACACCAUUUAUUCCGGACGAUAUGCAAGGAGCUUUCAACGAGAGGCUCUGGGCUGCUUCUGGGAUACCUGAAUUUUACGACGAAUAUACCAAUAUUACCGGUUGGUAGUAACUCUUCAGUUUACCAAAAAUCGAAGAGAGAAAAUCUUGGGUCUUGCCUGUUUGAGAUGUUCAUGAACCAUGUGUGUAUACAUACCAAAAAAUGAUCUUUUUUUCUUUUAAUUCUUCUAAGAAAGAGGUAAAGUUAUAAGAAGUUAGAUGAUUUUGUACA